AUGAUCCUCGGCAAGGACCUGAGGGUGGCGCUCGCUGUCUGCGCUGCCUUGUUGGCGGCUGUCCCGCCCGGCGUGGUUGGCUUGGAUUGCAACCUUGGGCAGGUGAUUAGCGGCGAAAUCAACGAGCCAGUGGACAACAUGGCGGGGGACUGCACGCUGUUGAACGCAGUUAUCAACGGGGACGUCGCCAGCAGAAACGGCGGCAGGUUCGAGAUCAGGAAUACAGUCAUCAACGGUGACUUCCAGGCGGAGGAUACGGAAGCGGUGAUCAUCGUGGACACACUUCUUUCAACUGAUGCUCAGUUUGACCGCGUCGGGGAGGUCAGGGCCGAAGGCAUGCUGACUAUGGCCGAUUUCCAAGUGACCGACGUCGGAAGCGCGAGCCUGCGAUGCAUCCCCCCGCUUGGGCCGGGCAGCCCCCCGAAUAUCGGUGCCGUGGAGGCGACCAGGGUGUCAGGGUCCUUCGAGGUCAGUGGUUGCUCCAUAAAUGCGGGAGUCUUCGUGAACCAGAUCGUUGGGAGCGCCACGAUCAGCGACAACGCCGUGAUCAACGGGCCCAUCGUUGCCGCUGGUGUAGGCGGGACGCUGUUCAUCGAAAACAAUUUGAAUGUCAACGGGGGCAUCAGCUGCACUGGGCUCAGUGCAGCCCCAGUGAUCGAGCUGCUGCCGAAUUCGCUGAACGGGAUUUGCGAGCUGGAGUGUGCCGCUGCGUGCCCGGUGCCUUUCAAUCCAUUGCAGUGUAAUGACGGGACAAUCCUCUCGCCGGUGAACGUGCCUACUGGGGUGGUGGACGGCACCGUCAUCAAUUCGGCGGGCGACUGCUCCAUUGUCGGCAUCCAGAUCAGGGGCAACUUUGAGGCCUUUGGCCGGAAUGUUGAUGUCCAGAAUACGCAGGUGAUUGGCAGUGUCGUCGUCGGCGUGACGGGGACUUUUAGCAUCUCUGGGUCCUCCACUACUGGCAACGUCGAUAUUAACAGUGCAACCCAGGUCACUGCCAUCGACAACAACAUCGGAGGCAACUUCAACUGUCCCACCAGUCUCUGCCCCUGA
Molecule: messenger RNA, 1050 nt
Organism: Ostreobium quekettii
Lineage: Eukaryota; Viridiplantae; Chlorophyta; Ulvophyceae; Bryopsidales; Ostreobiaceae
Source: the annotation of a GenBank genome assembly